Messenger RNA from Drosophila grimshawi, 981 nucleotides. It is a transcript of the gene HmgZ, whose product is annotated as high mobility group protein Z. The transcript is spliced from 3 exons. Lineage: Eukaryota; Metazoa; Arthropoda; Insecta; Diptera; Drosophilidae. The record is from RefSeq and is a predicted model, not a curated record. Gene Ontology annotation, molecular function: transcription cis-regulatory region binding. Bases 331 to 666 code for a protein of 111 amino acids.
UUGCUUGCUUGGUACAGCUGCUUCAGUUGAAUUUCAGUUCAGUUUUCUAUAGACACUCGCAGUACAUUUUGUUCAGCGUUCAGAGUGUUGUUCAGUGCCAGUGCCAGUGCCAGCGCCGCCAGUGCGAAGCAAAAUAUAUUGUAGACCAAGUCUCGGGCCAAGAGUGAAGCAACAACAACAGCAAUAACAGCAACAGCAACAACAGCAACAGCAGCAACAGCAGCAACAACAGCGGCAGUCAAAGCAAAAACACAAAACUCGCCGAGAAAUCUGGUAUUAAAUUCGAGUUGAAACCACCGUAAAAAGAAGUAAAAAACGUCAAAAGCAAAUAUGAGUGGAGAACGCCCGAAGCGUCCGUUGUCGGCAUACAUGCUGUGGCUCAACGAGAACCGCGAAAGUAUCAAGAAGGAAAACCCCGGCAGCAAGGUCACAGAUAUUGCCAAACGUGGCGGUGAACUGUGGCGCGGCUUAAAAGACAAGACCGAAUGGGAACAGAAAGCGAUCAAAAUGAAGGAAGAGUACAAUAAGGCGGUAAAGGAGUAUGAGGCAAAUGGUGGCACCGAUUCGGGUGCGCCCAAGAAGCGAAAGAAGGUUGCCGCCAAGCCCGCCAAGAAGGCCAAGAAGAAAGAGUCCUCCGAGGAGGACGAGGAGGAUGAGAGCGAGUAAAUGCAAAUUGCAGAAGGCUCGCUAUCAGUUUUAAAAUACAUUUUACUAAUGUAAUUUUUUAAGUGACAUAAAAACAAAUGAAAAACAAUUAAGAAAAAAACAAAAACAAAAACAAAACAAAACAAAAAACAACAAAAACAAAAUGAAAACAAAAUGAAAAUGAAAACCUUAUACCUUUAAAUAUGCACUUAAAACAAACCACACCAACAACCAUAAUAUAAGUUACAAGAUAAUUUCCAGUCAAACACAAACAAAAACAAAACACAAACAAAACAAAACAAAACAAAACAAAAAAAAAAUGAAAACUUACAAAAA